AUUUUAGGUGAAUCUGGACUCGGUAAAUCAACAUUGGUCAACACCUUAUUCAACACACAGCUCUAUCCACCAAAAGAAAAUGUUGAAUUAUCGCACAAGACAACACAAACUGUUGAAGUUCAGUCUAUUACAUCCGAUAUUGAAGAAAACGGCGUCAAGUUGAGAUUGACAGUAGUCGAUACACCUGGGUUUGGUGAUUUUGUGAAUAACGAAGAAAGCUGGAAGCCCAUCUUGGACAAUAUUGAAGCUCGCUUUGAUGCAUAUCUUGAGCAAGAAAAUCGUGUCAAUCGUCGUCGUAUGGUUGAUAAUCGUAUUCAUGCCUGUCUUUAUUUCAUCGGCCCAACUGGUCACGCCUUGAAGCCUUUAGAUAUUGAAUUUAUGCGUCGUUUACAUACGCGUGUCAAUCUUAUUCCGGUUAUUGCUAAGGCUGAUACACUAACGGAAGAAGAGGUGGCUGCUUUUAAAGAGCGCAUCUUGGCUGAUAUUGCUUAUCACAAAAUUCAAAUAUACCAAGCACCUGUUUAUGAGUAUGACGAUCAAGAAACUAUUGCAGAGAACCGUGAAAUUAUGUCAAAGAUUCCCUUUGCUGUUGUCGGUUCAGAUAAAGAAUUCGAGGUAGAAGGGGGUCGACGUGUUCGAGGACGUAAAUAUCCUUGGGGUGUUAUUGAGGUGGAUAAUGAAGAACAUUGCGAUUUUGUUAAGCUUCGACAAAUGUUGAUUCGUACCCAUAUGGAAGAAUUAAAGGAAUAUACAAAUGAUGUCCUUUAUGAAAAUUACCGAACCGAGAAGUUAACAGCUAUGGGUAUUCAACAAGAUCCUUCUGUCUUCAAGGAAGUCAACCCUGUUCAAAAGAUGGAAGAAGAACGUAUUGCUCAUGAACAGAAAUUAGCAAAGAUGGAGGCAGAAAUGAGAUCCGUUUUCCAAGCUAAGGUGCAAGAAAAGGAGGCCAAAUUGAAACAAUCUGAGGAAGAACUAUACGCUCGUCACAAGGAAAUGAAGGAGGCAUUGGAUAAACAGCGAGCUGAUUUGGAAGAAAAGAAACGUCGUUUAGAGUCCGGUAGACCUAUGACACCUGAAAAGACAGCUAAAAAGAAGGGUUUCUCCUUCAAUAAAUAG
Mycotypha africana is the source of this 1116-nucleotide messenger RNA. RefSeq names its product Septin-domain-containing protein. Gene Ontology annotation, molecular function: molecular adaptor activity; GTP binding; GTPase activity. The annotation marks the transcript as partial. Gene Ontology annotation, biological process: cytoskeleton-dependent cytokinesis. Gene Ontology annotation, cellular component: cytosol; microtubule cytoskeleton; cell division site. NCBI's taxonomy places the organism in Eukaryota, Fungi, Mucoromycota, Mucoromycetes, Mucorales, Mycotyphaceae. The transcript has 3 exons. The record is from RefSeq and is a predicted model, not a curated record.